AUCGCCAUCUAUCUAUCGUUUCGCCCAUUAUUUAUUUAUUCGCUUUCCCCCAAAUUCCAUUUCCGUUUCGGUUCCAUCUCCGCACCACACGCACACUGGCGCAUCCAAUUCCCAAUCAAAAUCAAAUCUCAUUCCUCACGUCGUCAAUCUAGUUUCAAAUUUACCCUAACAAAAUCCCGUCUCCCAUUCGCAAUUUUCGACGUGCUCAUCCAUCCCCAAAGUUGAAUACGAAUAUUUAUUAACGAGAAUAAGGAAAGCCCUUUUUAUCUGCCGUUUUUGCCUUUUUGGGGGUUCCCCUCUUUCCAGAAUUUGUCGAUCUUGCCUUUCUUCCUCUUCCGCUCCGCUCAUAAACCAAAUUGAAUAUUCUAUUCUAUGUUCCAAGUGCUACCCGUUGUUUCAUUUGCAUCCGACCAAUAUAUCUGAAGCGAGUUUCAUUAGGUUAUUAUUAUCAUAUUGUUGUCGUCGUUGGUUUUGAGUUGGAUUAUUGAUCGAAUAUUUUGUUUAUCCGGUUUCCUUCUCAGUCAUAUUAUUGGGGUUUUGGAUGGUUAAAAGAGUUUAUUAUUGCUAUUGCUAUUGCUAUUGCUGUUGCUUUAUGCGAAUAGGUUGAUAGUUUACCCGCUGCAAAGUUGGGUUCUUUUGAGUUUGCUCUUCCCCUCAGUUGGAUUUCAUUGGGUUUCUUUCGUGUUCAGGGGAUUUUUAUUUGCUGCGAACUGUGUAUUGUAGGUUGGUUGAUUAGAAACUGAAUUUUAAUUUGAAUUGAGGUUUGUUCAAUUUUUGUAGCUUUAGUUAGGUUUUAUUAAAGGUAGCGGUGCAUGGGAGAAAAUGAGAGAUUGCCUGAGUCGGCUGAGCCAUUGCCAAAUGGUAUUUUGCCUGGGGCAGGUCCAGUUAUGAGGGCCCUUGAUUCGGAUAGAUGGUUGAGAGCAGAGGAGCGGACAGCAGACCUCAUUGCCUGCAUUCAGCCCAAUCAGCUAUCUGAAGAACGGAGGAAUGCUGUUGCUAAUUAUGUGCAGGAGCUCAUUAUGAAGUGCUUUCCCUGUCAGGUCUGCACUUUUGGUUCUGUACCCUUGAAGACUUAUCUACCUGAUGGAGACAUUGAUUUGACUGCUUUCAGCCAUGAUCAAAAUCUAAAAGAUACAUGGGCCAAUCUGGUUCGUGAUAUGCUUGAAAAUGAGGAAAAAAAUGAGAAUGCCGAAUUUCAUGUGAAGGAGGUUCAGUAUAUUCAAGCAGAAGUGAAAAUAAUCAAAUGUCUUGUGGAAAAUAUUGUAGUGGAUAUAUCUUUUAAUCAGGUUGGGGGGUUAUGUACACUCUGCUUCCUUGACGAGAUUGAUAAUCUUAUAGAUCAAAAUCACCUGUUCAAGCGUAGUAUUAUCUUGGUUAAAGCUUGGUGCUAUUACGAGAGUCGUAUAUUGGGAGCUCAUCAUGGACUCAUAUCUACAUAUGCCCUGGAGACCUUGGUUCUUUACAUAUUUCAUGUGUUCAACAAUUCCUUUCAAGGACCUCUCGAGGUUCUUUAUCGCUUUUUGGAGUUCUUCAGCAAGUUUGACUGGGACAAUUUUUGUGUUAGCUUAUGGGGACCGGUACCCAUCAGCUCUCUACCUGAUGUUACAGCGGAUCCGCCUCGAAAGGACAGUGGAGAAUUGUUGCUUAGCAAAAACUUUCUUGAGUCUUGUAGCAUUGCAUACUCUGUUUUUCCUGGUGGCCAGGAAAAUAGUGGACAGCCAUUUGUUUCAAAACAUUUUAAUGUAAUCGAUCCAUUACGAGUGAGCAACAAUCUUGGGCGUAGUGUUAGUAAAGGUAAUUUCUUUAGGAUUCGGAGUGCAUUUGCUUUUGGAGCUAAGAGACUGGCCAGAUUACUUGAUUGCCCCAAAGACAACUUAAUAUUUGAAGUCAACCAGUUCUUCACAAAUACAUGGGAGAGACAUGGAAGUGGUCAGAGGCCAGAUGCGGCUGGGGAUGUCUUAUCGCAGAAGAGAUUAUCAACUCCAGAUGAUCUUUCUGAUUUUAGGAAUUCUAAUAAUAUGGGUGGGAGUAAUGUAAAUGCAAACUCGGUGGUUCAUGAGAAAGAGGACAGGGGAAGUCAUGGGCGCAGUGUUUCUUCACAGCAUGGGGGAAUUGCUGCUACUGUUAUGCCAGCACGUGAGGUAUCUGCAGCUUCCCACAUACAAAAUCUAAAAAGUAAAAAUCCAAACAUGUUACAGAUUCCUGAUCGACUGGGAAGAAAGAAUGUCUCCGCAAAGGUUUCUGUUAGCAAUGAAACUCAGAAAGAUUUGAAAGUUGAUCAUCUGGCGAGCAUACCCCAGGGACGAUUUCUUUUUGCUCGAACCCACUCAAGUCCUGAACUAACUGAUGCUUAUGGCUAUGUCUUAUCUCAAUCACAACAUAACAGACAAUCAGAAACUGCAUACCCACAUGGUACUUGUUCAAAUACAGAUGCAAAUAAUAGAAAGAAGUACCAUGGAUCUGAAAGCCUGGGAAGCCACGUUAAUCAUUCUUCAGUUACAGAUACUUCUUCUAUGAGGAAUGCUUCAUCUCUGGAUACUUAUGCUACUGAUUCCAGUCAUGCUUUAAAUACCUAUCUCAAAGAUUUGGGUUCUAAUGCUUUCAGUAAAGAGUUUUAUGCCAACUCUGAAGCUCAAGAUGGGCAGCUGGAAAACCAAGAUAUUGUGAAUAUGAUGGCAUCUGCUUCCCUUCAAGGUUAUGAUGGCCAGUUUCAUGUUCCUUCCCAUAUAAAUGCAGCUCAUGUACCUUUCUCCAUCCCUCCAUCCUUUCUUACUUCUAUGGGAUAUGCUCAGCAGAAUUUGUCAGGAUUGUUUCCUUCACAUAUUCCAUUGAUCAAUCCAUCUUUCACUAAUUUACAAUUUUCUCAUGGUUUAGUUUCGCCACAGUUGCAACAAUAUUUCCAUGGCUUUAGGGUGAAUUCACCCUCUGAAAAUUCAUUUGAGCAAAGCAAUGACAAUUUUGAUUCUAUGGAGGUAAACUUGGAAGAAGUUGAUAAUGAUAUCUGGAAGGAGCAAGAUGUCUGUUCCUCUAGUGGCUGUGACCCUGAGAAUGGGAAUUUUGAAAUGCUCCAGUCUGAUGAUAAACAGCCAGGAUUGAUGUCUGGUGCCAAAUAUGUUCCUCCAUGCAGAGCAAGUAGCUCUGCCAAUUCCAUGAGGAGUCAGCAGAAGAAUUUAAGGGGAAAACGUGGAUCACGGCGGCAAGGCACUGAUAACUUUCCCAUACAAGAUGAUAGAAGUGGUGACGCUUGUGCAGAAGAAACAUCGGCUAGUUCAAGAUUCUCUUCUGCUACAUGCAGUAAUUCUUUGAGAAGUAGAACUUCUUCGGAGAGUUCUUGGGAAGAAUCCUCAACAAAAUCUUCAAAAGAAAAAUGUGGGAAGAAAAUAGCAUCUGCGGAUCUAUCUACCAGCCAUGGCAAAGGCAAGAAAAUGUCUGAACAUUUAGUACUUGAGACCGAGGACGAUGAUCAGAAAUCUGUUGUCUUGUCAAACAACAGAACUGAAAUGGUAGAAGGGCACUCUGAGCUUGAGCCAGGUGUUUCUUUGCAGGCUCCAAGGCUAAAUGAUUUUGAAGCUGCUCAAACAAAUGGUAUGGAUUCAAUGAUCUCUUUGCCUCAAAUGCUUAUUGAUCCUGGCCUGAGACAGAAAAUGAAUGAUGAUUCUGGGCUAGUUCCUUUUUAUCCUGCUGGGCCUCCAGUCCCAUUUGUAGCAAUGCUUCGAUAUAUUCCACCUGAGAAAGGCAACUCUGAUCCAUCAAUUGGCUAUUAUGGAGGUGUUGAAACCUUGACAAACAGGGAACCAGUUCAUGAUUAUAGUCAUGUGGAAUAUUAUAAUUCAGAUUCUUCAAGUUCUUUUAAAGAGAAAUCUGCUACCAAGACAUCUGAAAGAAAAACAUCUGAUAUUCUUCAUAGUGACUUUGCCAGCCACUGGCAAAAUUUGCUGGUUGGAAGGUCUUGUCAGGAUUCACGGUUCCAUGGGCCCUUACUCUACCCUUCACCUGUAAUGGUCCCUCCUGCUUAUCUUCAGGGUCGAUUUCCAUAUGAAAAUGCUGGUCGGCCACUUUUGACAAAUACAAACAUCUUUCCCCAGCUCAUGACGAGUUAUGGGAACCGUUUCGUUCCUGUAACUCCCCUCCAGUCAGUUUCUAAUAGACCUCUCAAUGUGUAUCAGCGCUAUGUGGAUGAGAUUCCAAGAGCUCGGAGCGGCACUGGGACAUACCUGCCUAAUCCUGUGUCUGGCAGGGAGCGCCACUCAACUGGUACUCGGAAGGGAAGUUAUAAUCAUGAUAGGAAUGGUAUGUAUGGUGACAGGGAGGGUAAUUGGAAUGCUAACUCAAAAUCACGUGCUGCUGGGCGCAACCAUAACCGCAGCCAUAAUGAUAGAUCGAGUAUGAGAGUCAACCGUUCUACUUCUUCCGAUAGUCAACCUGACAAUUCAUGGGUUUCAUUCAGACAUGAAUCGUUCCCUUACCAGACACAGAAUGGCCUAUUGAACUCGAAUUCAAAUAUGGAUGGUACUCAGAACAUGGCUUAUGGCAUGUUCCCUCUUGCGCCCACAAAUCCCCUUGGAGUUUCCAAUGGACCAUCUGUUCCACCAGUUGUGGUGUGGUAUCCGUUUGAUCAUAAUGCUGCCUAUGGAUUCAAUGGUGAACAGCUUGAAUUUGGUUCUCUGGGUCCUGUAGAUUUGCCUGGAGUCGAUGAAAACUCACACCUAAAUGAGGGAACUGCAUCCAGAACAUUGCAGGACCAUGGGCGCAAUGGAAACACUAGGCACCAGUCUUCACCAGAUCAACCACCUUCACCUUAUCAUAAGAGGACUUGAUGAAUUUGCUGCCUCCUUGGCUUUUGAAGAGCAUUGAGUUGGAAGGACGGCAAUUUUCUACAUUUUGAAUUUCAAUUCUGAACAAUGUGGUGGUAUAUAUAGUGUGAAUGAUGAAUUCGGUUCCACUCAUUAUACCCUUUUGUCCUUAAAUGUUAUAUCUGGGUUCCGGCCUGCCCUUGUGGCCUGCAUGUGCUAGCAUUCAUAUUUGUAAAUAGCUAGUAAUCAGAUUGCUAUCCACUCAAGACUUGGAGGAUUUGAAGGAAAGAAGUGGAAAUUGCGUAAAAAUUCUGUUUAAUUGGGUAUAUUUCUCCUAUCAUAAGCAGUAGUGUAGCAAGAUGUGAUGCCAUCGAACUAGAUUUAGUUGAUUGUAGGGCUUUUUUUCCUUACAAAAGUUCCUAUGGAUAUAACUUUAGGGUUUCAUAUUGUAAAAUAUUUUCUUGGGCUGAAUGUCGACAAUAUACAGGCUACAGCAUGAAUGGAAACCAGAGUUUUGCAGAGAAGGUUCAGUCUCACAAUAUUCUACCCAAACCUCAGACGCUUUUUGUCAGGGUUUCUAUAAAGAUUACAAUCAAUUGUGCUCUUUGGUGUUUUUCCACAGGUAUCUAUCUCAAUGCAAUGCUGUUCCUGGUUGCUGUCGUAGUAUGAAGGAUUCUAGAAUGACGAUAGGUAUGUGUUAGCUACAAAAUCUCACGAUUCUUGUUAUCUAGAGCAAACAAUGUUUGGAUCAAAUUAUAUGGUGCUACUCUAUUGUAUUAGACAGUUUCAUGAGCAUUGACUGCUAUCUUUCGUUUUUCUGUU
Molecule: messenger RNA, 5615 nt
Organism: Andrographis paniculata
Lineage: Eukaryota; Viridiplantae; Streptophyta; Magnoliopsida; Lamiales; Acanthaceae
Exons: 9
Coding region: 813-4817 (1334 amino acids)
Source: RefSeq, a predicted model, not a curated record